AUGGGGAACGUUUUCGAGAACUGGGAGCGCCUGGUGCGGGCGGUCCUGCAGAGGGAUCAACUUUGGAAAGCUGGCCAGGGGAUGGGCAGGGCGCAAGCCUCGGGCGCUGGGAUCGCCGGGGCCGUGCCGCCCUCUCUCGUCGGGACGUCCAACAUUGACGCGAUUCUGCAGUUGGCCAAUGAGAUUGAGGUUGAGGACCCUAUGGUCGCUAGGAUCCGUGAGUUUCCUUUCUCCCUACCGUACGCUUAUCAUAUGUGAGCCGCUUAGCUCUUUUAUAUAUCCUUUUCCGAAUUUAGAGCUUUUCGCCAUUGUGUAUGGCGUGAAAUUGAAGUUCUGCCGAUUUAGUGAGUGCCAAUAGUUGUGAAAGCGCGAGCAGUACGGUUUUUAGUUUCUGACGAAACCCGGGUGGGCGGGGUUAAGAUAAGAAGCUUUUUGAACGUUCUCUAUGCCUGAAUUAUUGGCUUCUGUAAUUUGUUGCGAUUCAAAGUUCUCAACUUGUUCUUGACAUGUUUUUAUUCACAUGACACUUGGACUGCCUCAUUGGGAACUCAGUGUGCGAGCAAGCGUAUGGAAUGGCUCAGAAAUUGGACCCCAACAGUGAAGGUAGGGGUGUAGUGCAGUUCAAGACCGGCCUGCUGUCUGUCAUUAAGGUAUUUCCAACCAUUGUAAUUCCCUUUUUAUGUUCUAAUGUUCUUAGAAACCCCAAUUUAGGCUAACUGAUAUCCAUUCAUUUAUCGAAUAAAAUUUCGACUUAUCUAUUUGAAAAUUCGCAGCAAAAGGGUCCGAGAGUUGAUCGUGAACGGGCCAUUGAACAUCUGUGGAAUUUCUACAAGUCUUAUAAAAGGCAUCACAGGGUGGAGGAUGUCCAAAAGGAGCAGCAAAGGCUGACUGAAUCUGGAACGUUCAGCAGCAGCUUUGAGCAGUACGUGUAUAGCUUUAUUUCCUGGGAAUUUAACAGUCACAGAGUUCCAUUUUUUAUUUUUUUAGACAUGUGGCCGAUGCAAUUUUGAGCAUAAAAGAAUCAUAGAAGUAUCAGCUUAUGUUGUAUUGAACUGUCAUGUGGUGUUGAACUGUCAGCUUACAAUGAUAUGGUUUCGGAGACGUUGGAGGAAUCUGCAGUCAGCAUCUAAUCAGAAAAGAAUGACGCGUGACAUUUGUGUUGAAUAAAUAGUUUUUUCUUGGCGGAAUGAACGGAAGUAAAUACUGGCUUCAUUGAUAGGAAAACAACGGAAAUGAAAUUUCUUCGGCAUCAUCUAAAGUAUCUCUUUGAUCUUCUUGAAAUUUUGAUUUCUACCAAACAAUGCUAGAAAAAUUAUUUUUGAAGUUAAACACCUAGUUUUUAAGUCUUAAUGUUUCGUAUACUAUCUUUUUUCUGUUGAAAAGUUUAAAUUUUUGCUGAUUUUUUAAUUAUAAGAGUUGUUGACACUUGUGAACAUUGGAAUGAUGAUAAAAUGGGGCAAUCCCUUCAGAGAAGUGGUAUAAGGGAUAGAUUAAUAUUCAAUAAUCAUUGUAACUGCAUAAAUGCAAAUAAAAAGUGUGGAAAUGACAGAAUUUGUCUGGUAAGGAUUAGCUCUAUAAGACUUGACACCAGAAGGUUGCAAGGUGGAAGCAUCAGUUGAUAGUUAAAGUGGGUUUAGUGUGGGGGCUCGAGUACUGGUUUCUUCCUUGUUAAUAUAAAACAGAUAAGGGAAAAUGAUGUGUCACUGUACAAGCUUCAUUCAGAAUCUUUUUUGUCAUUGAAUUAUGCAGACACAUCUUGUGGCAAAUGUUAGCUCAUUAUUCUACUGGAGAAGGAUUCGUCACAUGUGGAAAUCUUUCUUCCCUUUUUCUAUUUCUUAAUACCACUGGAGUCCAUAUUAUCUGGAAUACCAUCCAAUUAGUUUCAAUUUUUUUUUGUGACUAUAUUUUUCCUGCCUGGAGGAGGAAUUCACUUUAUUUCUUUAUGCUAAAUCAAGAUUUCCAAUAGUCUAAUGUAUUCUUUCCGCUUUCUUCAGAGUAAGAAAGGUAUAUACUACUUUGAGGGUGCUAAUCAAUGUCCUGGAGGCACUUGUGGGAGAUUCCUACUCAGAUCGGUUGGGAAGACAAAUCAUUGAGGAGGUAGCUUCAACAUAAAGUUGGAUAGAUUUAUUUUAUUCCUUUUUAUCUGCCAUAAGUCACGGGGUCGAAUCUAUUUCAAACUUCUUUCUCUUCUAAUUAGUCUGAGAAAAUGUUAUUUUUUUUAAUCCAUUAUAUCAUAGAAUUUUCUAUCACCUCAUUUGUUUGUCAAUUGAUGUUCCUUAAUAUAUGUUAAAUUAUCUCAUUGUAGCUUUCGUCUGCUCAUGUCCUAACUUGCAAUUUUGGGAUGUACCAUCUGUUUUCGUGAGUUGAUUGGGUAGGAGAUGAUCCUCAUUAACCAGUAGAUAUGUAGGUUUAUCAAUGAAAGUUGUUUAUUCCGUUUCUUCAGAUUCUUGGUAUUUUGAGAUGCCCAUGUGUGCUUGUGAACAAACUCAUAGCUAAUACCCUGUUUUAGCCGAAUUGUAAUCUGCAACAGUGUGGAAUUUGGGACCAUCGAUGACAUCUUGUUCGUCGUCCUUAUGGAGUUUCUUGUCAUCAUUGAAGAAUGGCAUGACUUAUGUUGGGCGCUAAUUUCAUUGUAGGAUCAGGAGAGGGUCAUAGACUGUGUGAAUAGGACAUGAUAUCUGAUUUUGUGUGAGGUUUAAUUUAUGGUGCAGUUUCUUUCUUUAAAGGUUUUGUGGAAAAGUGUUGAGUAUGAUUUUCUUCUGAGAGUUUGAGUAGGCCUCUGACAGAGCAUUGGAGUGAAUAUGAGGAUCAGUGAAGAUGAUGUUUGCAAGCAUAGGGGGUAGGAACCAUGGUUGACAAAGCUCAAUCUCCUGGGAUUGACUGGCCUAUGUGGUGCUCAUCUGAUGCUAUUGUUUUCCAGAAAUGAGGCUUAUGAUGUUAUGCAUAACUUGUUGGUCCUGGAGGAAUCGUGUGGUUAUUAAGUCUCAAACAUGAGGGAAAACCCAAGGCACGGACAAGAUUCUUAACGUUGUUACUAGGAUCAAUUCCUUCUCUAGCUUCAUGCGGUGUAUAGGAGAGUGUCAGCAAUAGAGAUUAAGGAAUAGUGAAAAAGCUAUCUAAGGUGAGCAGGCUUCUGAGUCAUGAAGAAUGUGUGUCCAUACGGGGUACUAAUCUCCGAUAAUUGUGUGAACCAGGAAGGCAAAGUCGAGGUGAUAUAAGGAUGAAAAUUUAUUUCUGCCAUUAAGUGGUGUCAGUUCUUUGGUAAUGGCUGAUGCUACCUAUAAGCAGUUCUGAAAGUAAGAUAUCAAUCAGUUUAGAAGUUUUGUGUGAUCUUGUAUAUCAAAUGAAGAGACAGGAUAUAUAUCUUCAUCUUGAAGAGGCUGAAAUUUCUAUUUUAACCCUGCAGCAUGUUGGAAUGAUCACCGUCUCAACAUAAAGCAUUAUCUCAACAAUCAGUUUGGCUCAGUACCUGGAAGUCGCAUCUCCGAAUUUUGGUGCUGGAAUUAUCUCCUUUGAAAUAUUCAUGAACAUAAAUACUUUGGGAAACGCCACAAGAGAAUUUAUGAAUAACUGUGCCUUUUGGUCGAUUUUUUUGAUACUAUUUUUUUGGUAAAUGAUUUUUUUCUUCGGUUGAGUUUGCAUUGACAAUUUAUUUUUUUCCUUUUCUGUAUCACAGGUGAGAAAGGUGAAGAAAACUGAUGUAACAUUCGGUGAACUUACUCCGUACAAUAUAGUACCACUUGAUGCUCCAUCCUUGGCUAAUGCCAUUGGGUUCUUUCCUGAAGUAAGGCCUUUUGCCAUUAUGCUCGGUUCAUGAAAUUUUAUGGGAGUGAGGUAGUGUGCAUACUUAUUCUAACAAUUGCUCUACAAUGCCACAGAAUGAAUGCGACCAUGUAUCAAUAUCUAGGUCAUCAAUGUGCAACUGGCGUAGAUCACUGUUUGGACCCUAUAUGCUUAGUAGAACAUAUUCUGGUAGUUUUUACUUUUUUAUUGCUUGCUCUCUUGCAAUGCAAUGCAAUAAACCUGGAAAAGGUCAGAGAUGCUGUGUUUGUGAUAAUACAGUUUAAUAAGGUCCAUCAGAAGAAUAUGUUCCAUCCUUUAAAUGGUGUACCCCUUGAAUUGCAUAUGUAUCAAGACAUCAUUUCAUAAUGGCUUGUAGUUCUAGCUACUCUUCAUUUAAAGGUAGUAAAGUAGGAAAUAACUAUAAUUUUUAUCACAAUUUUCGAGGAAUUUCUUGUUAACUUGUUAAAACAAUAAGUUGUUAGAUUGUGAUAAUAAUAGACUAAGUUUUGAGAUCAGAGUGGGGUAAAUUGAAGAUUUUCCACCCUCUCAAAAUCAAAGGAACGAUUCAUUUAGGAUUUCUGAUGUUCAGGUUAAAGGCCAUUCAUUCGUGUUCUCUGGUCUAUUUAACUUGAUAACCCUUGGAUUCUGAAUUCAAUACAGAUUUUCAACAUCUUCAGUGGGGCUUUGAAGAUAUAAAUAUGAAAUUUCCCAACGCUAGCAUGCUAAGUGUUGGGAAAAAUAAAUUCCAUGUCGUCGAUUGCUUCUGAACUGUCCAUGAGUUGGCCUGAAUUUUACUCCAUAGUGAUAGUGUUUUAUACGAAAUUUAAACAUGAGGCUUUAAAAUAAAGAACUGCUAAAAAAAGAUCUUAAGAUUCGUUCAGCUUUUCAUCUUUUUCUAUUGCGGUUGUCUCUCUCUUCUUCUCCAACUUCUUUUCGUUCACCAAGUUGCAUUAGAUUUUCUCCAUGAUUCUUAGUCUAGCAGAAUCAAGUGAUGUGUGAACUCAAUCUGUGCUUUUGUUUGGCUAGUUGUUGAUAUCUGAUUGUAGGUAAUUGUUUUUCGUAAAAAAAAUGUACAUGUUUUUCUAUCUUGAAAUGGCAUCUCGUGUAGAAAAGUGUCUCAGGUCCAAUGUUAGACAUAUCGAUUGAAGUGAUGCCUGUAAGGGACAUCCUGUUCUGUUCACGUUUGAGCUAUUUAGAAGAGAACUUCGAGUAGUAACUUCAUUCCUAAACGGUAAAUAGUUUGACUACUUUUUUCUGCAACAACUUUUGAGUUUUUGUUUUUUGAAACUGCUUUGGCUAUUUCCGAGUGUUUAGUGCAUUGCCCAACUUAGUAUUAUUCUCUUUGAGAUUAUAGAUUAUGGGCUGAGAAUAUUGCUCUAUAGUGGUCUACAAUAACAAGUUGUUGCAGAGCCUUAAUAUAGUUCAUCUCAAUGUUUUUCAUGCAAUUUCAGGAGAGAGGUCACAUAUAUUCCGUGUAAUUUUACUUGCUUCAUCUUACUUGUGUCUUUUGCCGCUUGGAUAUCUUGUGCGUAUUUAGUUCUAUUAUUUUUAAUGUUAAUCAGACAAUUAUCACUAAUUCUGCAACUCUUCAAAUUAUUUUUUGUCCACGUGCAUCCUUAUCAUAUUUCUUGGUUACUGUAUCAGGUAAAAGCUGCGAUUUCUGCAAUUGCCUACCCUGCUGAUUUCUGUUAUCUACCCGCUGAUGUUAAAGCUCCUCAAUCAAGAGGCCUCGACAUGUUUGACCUCUUGGAGUAUGCUUUUGGUUUUCAGGUUGUUAAACUAUUCACAAGCCUUUCUUCAGUUGAUUUCUUUGCUCUAACAUGUGACUGCGUUGAAUAUUUGGCUUUCAUACUAAUUUGUUCUUGUAUCCUUUUGGAUGCUACAAGAACAUGAGUUUCCUGUUAUUUUCACUUGUGGUGGUUAUUACUCAGUAUACUUUUGGAAGUUGUUAAUAUCUUCACUUUUCAGCUGAUUGUUGUUUUCUAUUUGGAUCAUUGUUUUUGUCUUGUCACUGUUUAUGCUUUUCUAUUAACAAUGCAUUUGUUCUUUUUGACACAGAAAGAUAAUAUCCGGAACCAACGUGAAAAUGUUGUUCUUAUUCUAGCAAACACUCAGUCUCGCUUUGGAAUGCCUGUUGAUUCGGAACCUGUAAGUUGGUGCUUCAUGUUGUUGUUUAGAAGUAUCUGUCGAUUUAGUUGUAUUGUUGACAUCCGAUUUUAUGAGAAACUGUGUGAAGCGAUAAUGUCAUUUGUUUCUUUUUUUAUUGUACAGAAGAUUGAUGGAAAAGUGAUUGUUGAAGUUUUUACAAAGGUGCUAGACAAUUACGCUAAAUGGUGUAGAUAUCUAGGGUUUCGUGUUGCGUGGAACAGGUACUGGACAGGUUCAGAAUUUGACAGUUCACGACUGAUAAUUCAUAACUUAUUCUAUGGCUCUCAAUAGUUCUUUUAUACGUUUCCAUUGCAGAUUAUAAAUGUUUUGUACUUUUUAUUUGAGAUCCUUUUCUCCUGGUUAGGAUUUGCAGUUUUACUGUUGCGUGUCUCUUUUCUGUUGCAUCCUUGUAUCAAAAGUUCACUGGAUUUAUGUCUUCGCCUUUUAGAUCUUCUGGUUCAUUAACAUUACUACAGAAUGUUUAAGUUCUUGAAUGUAAAAAAUAUUGGUUCUCGUAGUUCUUAAAAGCUGUCAGAAAUUUUCCGAGCAUCAAUGAACUGUUUAAGCUGUGGUUACAUGUUAAAGUUACUUUUUUGGACUAUUGACCUUUUUUUUACUCAUAGAUGACAUGAUGUAAGGAUUGUGCCAAGUGAGUCAGCUUUUGGGACCAAUGCCAUUCUAGUUGACUUGUGCUCAUAAACAGGUCACUGAUGCUCAUCUCAAGAAGAAAAUUGUGCAUCAUCUCAAGAAGCUAGAUAUUCUUACCCAUGGACGGAUGAGUUAGAACAAUAAGAGAGUUCUACUUUGGUAUUUCAAUUUAUCGCAACGUUUGAAGGAUACAAUUGACAAUGUAAAUAGAUUGUGUACGGCAGACUGUUCAUAUAUAGCUUGGUUGUCUCCACAUUGGAUUUUAUUGUCUCUACUGGAGAAUCAUCGGGAGUAAUAUCAUGUUUGUUGGUAAAUAAGCUCGGAAAAACUGUUUUAACUGCACAUCCCUUGUGGUCGAAGAGUGCUCUGUCAAUGUGUUAUGUCACAGGUCUGUUAGUCACCUCAAUGAAUGGUGUGAAAGUAAUGAGGUUGAAGGCGUUCUGCUUGAAGCUGUGGAAACUAAUCUGUGAUGUUUGAGGAAAAGCCUCACUCUGCGAAAUGCUUCUCUUGGACAUUCCAUGUUCUUAAACCUGUCGAGAUUUAUGGCCUAGACUCCCUAUGGAUCCAGGUCUCCUAGGUUAACGGUCCAUUAAGGUACUUGGGUCUGUUAGACAACUGUAGCUGGGUUUUUUAAUCCUAAGGUGGGUGAAUGCCGACACCACUUUGGCCUGAGGUUGCUAAAUUCUGAUGGCUAGGCAAGUGCUAGUCGCAUUAAAAGGCUUGUGCUCAAGCGUCUGUAUACUAUAUCAAUGAGUUACGUUGAUGAAUGCUGUAAAAUUAUGCAGCGGAUGGAACAGUGUUCUGGUCAACAUAAAAUUCCCAAUUAGCUUUUGUGGAAGGAAGAUUUGUCCCUCGAAAUUUUGCUCAUGCAGAACUUGCUAUCCAUGAUAUGUAGGGCUUAGGAAGAGCAUAAUUUUGAAAGAUGAAUUUGUUAAUGCGUAUCAUUGGAUAAAUUUAAUCACAUGAAUUCGGCAUUAUUUUUAUUAUAUUUAAACAAAAACUGGAUAGGCUGGAGCUUGAACUGGUUUACAACCGCACUUUUUCCAGCUCUUCUUAGCGGAGCUCCUAGAGGCUUCUUUAGGAGCUUCAAGGCUCUUGGGCUUAAACACAUCAUCUGUUAAUACGCAUGAAAUACAUUAGUUUAUAGGAACUAAUAUAUGGGUAAAUGCAACAUCAAUGAGAUUUAUUAGGAAAAUGAAUAUGGGAAGAAGCAGCUUGAAAUCAAGCGAGUUGUUUUAAAGAAGCUUUAUUAGACUUGUUCACAUCCAUAGUGUCCUAGUUUGUUUGCUUUUUUAUUCAUCUUUGAGUAGGGUUGUAUCAGUUUCAUGAUGCCUUCCAUGGAAUUCGUUUGACAAGCUUUGAACUUUGAUUAAUAUGCAGCCCGGAAGCAAUCCACAGGGACAGGAAACUUAUAAUGGUUUGCUUAUACUUUCUCAUUUGGGGUGAAGCGGCAAAUGUUCGUUUUCUUCCAGAGUGCAUAUGCUACAUAUUCCACCGUGUGAGUACUUUCGGAAAUUUCUAUGAUGUUUACGUAUAGAAUGUAUCUCAAGAUUCUUUGAUAUUUGUCCUAUUUAUCUGUAAUUCUUGAAUUUAUGCUACUGGGUUGUUUCAUAUUAUUGGUGCACAUUUAGUUAUCCUCGUUCUCAUCUAAUUUAUAUAUCCUUUUUAGCACAUAUUGGGGAUGAGAGUGAUCACGAACUCUUAUGGUAGAGCAAGCUGGUGGACUAAGACUUGUUGCAGUGGAGGGGGAAGAUGGACCCCAUUUUUGGAGCUUGGGUCUUUAAUAUCGUGUUUACCGCUUAGUUGUAGAUCAUGGAACUUCUGUGCAAAGGGAGAUCUCUAUGAGAGUACAUAUUUGCAUCCAUUUUUCUUUAUGAAUGUUAAUAAGUAUUUUAUACUACCGAGUUGGCAAUAACUUCUGCUAGAUCAACUGUUUUCUAGUGUCCUUUCACAGUGACAUACUAUUCUGUAUUGUCAUUCAUGCUUUUCAUUUGGUUUGGUGAUCAUGUUCUUUUUUAUCUUGAUUUUGGGACAAUGCAUUUGGGCAGUUAAUCUGACUGAUUAGCCAUGCUAUGUUGUCUCUCAAGUGAAUGUAUAGGAUGUUACAGGUCUGCCGUUUAGGCCUUUUGAUGAUAAAUUGUGCGGAGAUUCUCUCUGUUGCUAGAAUGCAGAUGAUUGGAACAUCAAAAAUUCACAUGUUCUGAUCGGCAAUGUAUGUGUGUACGGUCCUUGCAACUGGAAAAUUUCCUUGAAACCCUUUAAUUGACAUAGUCCAUUGUAAAACAUUGAAGGAUAAACCUAAGAUUUACAUAGGUAGUGCCAUUAAAAGGUUUUUGUUUUCAUCCAAUUUCUUUAAAGGGAUUUCUCUUUUCCAUGAUAUUACAGAUAUAUCCGGGAUGUACCUAAAGACUUGUUUAGGCAAUGUUGUUAAAUGUGAAUUCAACAGACAAAAAUGGGGAAAUAAGUAUGAACACCUUACGCUGGAGGCAGCAUUGGUCAUGUUAUCAAAAAAGUCCUGCCAUUAAAGUUUAGAUUGAUACUCCAAGCGCUAACCUUCUUGGGAUACCUUCUUAUCUCCGCUUUAAGAGGGUUGUCUUUUAUUGCAUUACUGAUCUUUUUUCUUGUUUGGUGCAUCCUCAGCUACUCAUACUUUUGGCACCUUUAGACGGAAAUCAUUGUUGAAGUGGUAGUUGUGUAUUUGAUAGGUAAUUUUCGUGCCUUACAGCGUAGGGGAUCCUGAGAGGCGCUAUCUAUUUUCUUGAAUGUCGUCCCUUGUCUUUUGUGUUGGAACAAAUGAUCUUCAAUCAUAUCACAAUAGUAGCAACCUUUUAAUUUUUUUAUUUUAUCAUCUUUGUCUGCAUUGGAUAAGAUUGCACCAUUUGCGUUUUAGAGGUGAAUUAAUCAAGUAUCGUUUCCUGAAAUUCAACUUUCCUCUAUCUAUCAUCAUUUAUCAUCUUCUUCUAUACUGGUCUGUGAGUAUUGCUAACUAAUACGAAGAUGCUCGGAGUUUCUCCAUCCUGAUGUGAUCCUAAAGAAUCUGAUAGUUUUUUAUUGAUCAUGAGGAAAUCGAGGUUAUUGAGAGACAACUCAGGAUUCAAUAUUUUGAUUGAUUGUAAUUAAGAAACCUCCUAUUACCGCACGAUCAGCUAUUCCACUGGAUUAGCUUUACAAGAUCAGAAUUGAAAAAAAGCUCCAUUUUACCUUGUGGAGUGCUUGAUGUGUCGUGACAAAGUUUUCUGAAAAUAAUUUCAUGAAUGAUGAAUAUGGUUGGAUAAACUAUCUUAUGAGUGAUGGAAGAUGAGGUAAACCUAUCCCAAAUUGUUGUCUGCAAAUGGAUGAGGGAUGGAUGACUCGCUACAGAGCGCAUGGUUACUUUAUACUUGAUUGGAAGCAUGAGAGAGUUGUGUGAGUCUUAUCAGGAACCUCUUACAUGGUACUCAGAAUUAGCUAACCAUGCAAAUUUAUAUGUUCAUUCAACUGGAUUAUACAUAAGUAAUGUGUCGGAUUGAUCCUUUGUAUUCAUUGCCUGUAUGGUAGGGUCAACCGCUUCCCUGACUUGAAAUUCUUAUUUUGUUGGGAAAUUUGUUCUUCUACUUUAUAAUUACGCACCCAUUUCUCUAUCUCCAUUUCCAUCUAUUGCAUCCUCAUUUGUCACGUUAAUUAUUUUUCAAGGUAAUAUGGUUAAUUUUCUGUUAUCGCUGGCUAUACUCUUCAAGUUAACUUUCUUUAAACUGUUAAUUGCAGACUACAAUGGUCAUGAUUUGAAUUCCAAAUUUCAUAAUAUCUUUUUUUUCGAUAUAGAAACAAUAUAAGAUGAUAACUUUCUUUUACUAACAUCUCUUGUGUUUUUUGUCAUGUCAGUAGGAUAUCCGUGUUAUUUUUAUCCCUUGAUUUCUUUCUUCUGGGCAUGCAGAUGGCAAAAGAUUUGGAUGCAAUAUUAAAUCAAUCGGAUGCUCAGCCAGCAAAAAGUUGUUCGAAUGAAGCUGGUGUUGUUUCAUUCCUUGAUGAAAUUAUUUGUCCUAUGUACGAAACAAUGAAAGCAGUACGUUAUCAGAAACCUUUUUUCUAAAAGAACUUUAAUUCUAUGUUGCAUCUUCAACAGCCAAGAUGAGCCCCAUCAGUGUAGAAGGGUGUGCACAUUCUGUACCAUCUGAUGUGAUUUAUGUCUUGUAUCUGAUAUUCUUGGCAUCAUAUGGAACAUUGUUGUCUUUCUAUUAUAGCAUAGGUCUAAUAGCUGGUUGUUUGGCUUGAGGGUUGUUGGUUUGAACCUUUUCCCUGAUAGGGUUUUUGUUUCUAUAUUCUCCAUACCUAUUUGAUCAUAAACACGGGUAUCUUUUCCAUAAAAUGUCUGCCUUCAUCAUGAACCUCGGAAAAAAUGAAUCGCAGUAUGGUGGUGCCACCUGAAAUAUUGGAAUAAUACCCAAGAAUUUGCAUUGCUUUUUCCUCCAAAGUAUCAUGCAUGUAAUUUUGUUUCGUUUUAUUUGUUGAUUGUUUUUAUUUUCUCUCUAUAAAUGAUGUUGGUUUUAGGAGGCUGAUAGAAAUAAUAAUGGGAAAUCUGCACACUCAGCUUGGCGGAACUAUGAUGACUUCAAUGAAUAUUUCUGGUAUGUUUUUUUAAACUUCCCAUUAUGGUGUCAUACUGGCAUUACCAUCCUCCUAAUAUCAUUUAUUUGAAUUAGGUCACCUUCUUGCAUGAAAUUGAGCUGGCCACCAGAGAGAAGCUCAGCAUUUUUAUUAAAGCCAACUAAAAGGAGAAGAGUUAGUUUACUCUUUCGCAAGCUUUAUUUGUCUUUGUGAUUGUUGGUUCCUUGACAUUUUACUGUGUAAUUUGUAUUUAGUUGGGCUUGAAAGCAAGCAUCCUUCUGGUUUUAGUAAAGAAGUCGUAUUACUUUUGAAAGUUAGUCGCAUCAUAAGUAUUUUUAGUUCAAUCUUUGUGCUGAAAUUUUUUUCCCUACCAUAAGUGAUGGUUCAAUGUAAGAAAAUAGUUGGUUGCAGGGAAUAGGAGAAGUAUCAAAAUAAGUGUGGUAAAAUUUUGCUUUUAGGAAGAGGUUCAGAGAGGACGACUCAUGAAUAUCUUCUUUGGGGACGUCAUGACCAUCUUAAUUUAAAUUUGAUUCUGUGGCUCACCAUACCUUUUGUCUUCUAAUUUCUUCUUGUUUAAUUUAUAUCUCAAUGCUGCAGCCUUUGCUUGUUGCAUAUUCGUUUGUUUUUUGAAGUUCCAUUUUGUUACUUGACUGAUAUUCAUUCGUUCCUAGUUUAAGCGUGACCUGUUUAAUGGGUGCAUAAUGUUGGUAUCUCAGCAGGUGGUCUUUGCUGUAUUUGGUUAGGGAGCAAUAAGGUAUUUCGUCCAGUUAUAUAUCAGUGUGCUGAAGAUGUGAUUGAGAUGGGGGGAAAGAGUUUGGAAAGUUUCCUUUUUAAUUUUGGAGGGGAUGAAACUUCCAUUUUAAGAGCCCUUUAUUUAUAGGUGGUGCUUGCCUGUCGUGUAAUUCUGCUACGAUCCUCUAUGGGAGGUUCAAAUCUGGACAAAAACAGGAGAGACAAAAUGCUAGUAUUGAACUCACGGGCUCUCAUCAGUGACGAGAGACAAAACAACGGGAUGAACAGUCUCUUCAGAUAACAUAGACGAAAAGGGAAAGAAGAGGGAAAGAAAGGUGAAGUAUGGGAACAAUGUUUGAGGGGGUUCCCCGCCUCUCCAAAAUACGAUCUUCCUCCCCUAGAUCCCCUCUUCUCAUUCUGUAUUUAUAACCCAUCUCACGUGCCGAUGCACGUGACUUUUUUUCUUACGCCUUCUGCAGGUCAGUAGUGGGGUUGUAUCAAAUUUUUUAGUCCUCUCGUUAUGUGCAAAUGUUCUUGAAUCUUGCCUUUGGUUGACCACAAGUCAGUAUGAUUGCAUGUUCUUCGAUUUCUGUCUCUGAGGUCUGAAAGGAUUAUUUUAUGUUAUAAAGCGCAUGAUUGUGUUAUAAAUGCAUAAUGACUUUUACCUUAUGCUUUCAUUUUCUCUGUUUGUUAACUGUACCUUUUGCCAUUACGUUAAUAUACAUUUUGAUUACUUUUAUGUUUAUAGAUUAAUCUAAAUGUACUUUCUUGAUCCUUAUUUUUGAAUUUGAGUGUGUCUUGCCCAUUUUUGGGGCUUCUUUUGCAUGUAUUUCCUCGUAAGGCCUUUUUUUUGUCUUGUCUUAGAUCUGUGCCUCGGGAAUUGAGUGAUGUAUGUAUUCUUUGCUAAUAUUUUCAUCUUGUUUGAUACUCCACCUAGAAACGACACCGUUAGCUUAAGUUGUUGGUGUAAAUAGAUGAACUGCCCAAGCAUUCUGAUUCAUCUCUUUUGGUGAUAGAUUAUGCUUCGUGGGUCAACCAACUACAGUUGGUUUUAAAUAGGUUUUUCAGAAUAUUGAUAGAAACGAUUGACUGUAGGGUCCUGUAUUUAUGUCAUCUUUGACCAAGCGUCUGUAGUUUCUUGUAGAUACGUUUUGUUGACAUGUGUCCUUAGAGCUACAGGGAGAGGCGUUUUAUACAGUUCUACUGUUCUCCUAAUUUCCUAUGUAUACGCACUUAGGCUUUUUGACCUGAAUCUGAUCAUUAGUUUUCGUUAUUGACAUUUGCAGACUGGAAAAAGUAGCUUUGUUGAGCAUCGCACAUUUCUCCACUUAUAUCGGAGUUUCCAUAGGUUAUGGAUUUUCUUGGCCGUAUUCUUUCAGGUUGUUUUCUUUCUUCUUUUUUCAUUUUCUGUAAGUAUUCUUUGGAUCAGGUUUUCUUUAUCGUUUUUUCUUCAUAACUUUUCAGGGACUUGCAAUUAUAGCUUUUAACCAUGGAACCAUAAAUACUGAUACUUUUAAAGAGGUUCUCAGCAUCGGACCAACCUAUGCUGUCAUGAAGUUUGUUGAGAGUAUGUCUACGGCUUUGUGUUUGCAGUGACCCUGGACUUUGGUUUUCAUGCUUUGCAUGAGUUCCCUGAUUGCAGAUUUUUGUUCACCAUUCAGGCUCAUUGGAUCUGUUUCUUAUGUUUGGAGCAUAUACAACAGCUAGAGGUUUUGCACUGUCAAGAUUGAUUAUUAGAUUUUUGUGGUUUGGCAUCAGUUCAGCGUUCAUAACUUAUAUCUACAUGUAAGCAUGCUAUUCUCAAGUACAAUUACUGCUUAUCGUGUUUCUGAGUUGUCUUUCUUUCUGCUUGUUUUUUUUUAAUGGAUUUUUUUUUGCAAAAUAUGCUUAUCUAAUGUCUCCAUUAAUAUUUAUUGUUAAAAAUUAUUUAUCACAGAAAUGUCUUGAAGGAGAAGAGUAGGCCAAACUCAAACUCGAGCUAUUUUAGAAUUUAUAUACUUAUCAUGGGAAUCUAUACUGCCAUCCGCGCCUCAUUCGCUUUGCUAGUCAAAUUUCCAGCUUGCCAUGGACUUUCAGAUGUCUCUGAGAAGUGGCCAUUCUUUCAGUUCUUCAAAUGGAUAUACCAGGUCUUUUACUUGCUAUCCUUUGUAAAAGCAGUUGAUGACAUCAUCUUCGCAUGAUUGGCCAUAAAUAUUCAUAUCUGUGUUUUGCUGUGCUCAGGAACGAUACUAUGUUGGGCGGGGUCUUUAUGAGAGGACAAUCGACUAUGUCAGGCUAGUCUUCAGCGUUUUCAGUUUACCUGUUUGCUGUUGAGUGUGGUCACUGCUCUUCGUUCCUGAAUGUUUAACUUUUAACGUUUUCAAAUUACUGUGAAUAAAACUUUUGAAUAGAAACUCAACUUCUUACAUAUUCUUUACCUAUUUGCAAUCAUAUUUUCAAAUUGACUAUCCUACUUUUCUUCGUUGGACUUGGAAGUUCAAGUUUGUUUGAAACAUUUCUAGGAUAGCGCUCAGUUUAAGUUUAUGUAUCAUACCUGUUAAGAAGAGUGUAAUAGUCAGCUUGAAUAUUGAAAGGCAGACCUUGCUUCAUGGGGUGUAUGGUGGGAUGCUUAGCUUUGACAUACUUGAGUUUUCGUCUCUGUAAACUUAGGCACUUUAUCUAUUCUACAAACUAUGUCCACAAGACUACAGACUAUCCGAAUAUGUUUCUUUUUGUUUCGGAAUGGUGGAUGACGUGACAAAGUAAAAGUGAAUGAAGGUUGUGAAUAAUUAACAUUCGAGAUUUCAGUAUCUUGCCGCUGACCAAAUGGUUUUUGGGGGUCGAUGAAGCGCGAUUAUGGUGGGUAGUCAUUGAGAAGAAGUAUUAUAGAAGGGGAUUAUUGUGAUACCUUCAUCCUACUGUUUCUGAUGAUGUCUUCAUUGGAUGGAGGGAUUUUCUGCAGGAAAGAUAUAUUAUGAUGGCAGGCUUGGGAAUGGGGAGAACAGACUAUUUUGAGUGGAGUGGUGGUGUUGAAACACUUCCUUGAUGAUUUCCUGAUGCUGUACAAAGUUUAGAGUAUCCGUUCAUACCAGGAGCUAAGGCUUUUGAUCCGAACGUAAUGAGAGGCUGUUGGUGUCCAAGAUUUACAGUAAUUACUUGCUCAACAAAGUGAUAUUGACUAAGUGAUAGUAUCAAUGAUUACUUGCUUAACCUUGUCAACGACGAUCACUACAUUUUUCGAUAGUAAAUUUGCUGAUUAAAGUAGGCAAAGUUACUGGAGUCUCAGUAAGAUCAGGAUGGAAGCUGUAGUUUUUUUAUCUGUUUUGCUGGCAGUUUAAUAUCCUUUAUAUUAGAGUCCCUAUCAAUCAUAGAUAUACAAUUGUGUAAGGGUCAGGAAAUUAUUAUGCAGAAGUUGACAAAUCCAUUGACUGGAUGGAUGGACAUUGUCAUGCAGUGGCUUCAUAAUCCUAUGCGAGAUAAUGCUUCUCUGAAAGCACUGGAGUUAAGUGGAUAAUAAUCGGAGUCCGUGGUUUUUACAAUUAUUAGAGUCAGAAUAAAGUCAGGGAAAGAUCACGACCCGACAACAAACAUUGUAUAGUACCCCACAGAUUUGUUAGGAUCACAUGAGCAUAUAGCCCAUCUGCAGUUGUCAGAGACAUGCCAUAAAGAGCUGUGUGAAUGGCCCUUGACCUGUGUAGUUGAAGUGCACGUGAGAGGAGAUGACAACUUUUUUUUGUCGUGGGUCAAGUAUGGUAGAAUUGACCAAAAACUUAUUCACUAAUAAGGUCUUGUGGAAAACGACUUCAGUGGUUUUACUGGUGAUUAAUACCCUAAUUAUUAUGGUUUACGGAUGGAAUGGAAUUCUUUGAGUUACUCCAACUGAAGUUCUAGGCCUCGCAAGUUUGCAUUCUCAAUAUAGGUUGAAAUUUCAAUUGGACUAGUGCAUAUCCUGGCAGGGACAACUCUCGUCUGAAGUAAAUUCAAAUGAUAAUACCACUUCUAAGUAAUUGUUCUUGGAAGUUAUCAUUAAUUUUCCUCAUCUUUCCGUUUUGUUAUUUCCCAUUUUGUCAAUGUUGUUACAAAUUUGUGCCAUCCACACCUGGAGAAGGUUAAAUAACAAGACAAUUACUCUCAUAAAAUACUCAUUAUGCUUAUGUCAAUAAUAUCUAGCUGCAGAUGUUAUAGUUUUUGUUUUCUGAAAAUUUCUUUUUUGCUGGAUUUUCAUGUAAUUAUUGUUUUUGAAUUGCUUAACAUCUUUUGAUUUUAAUCCUUGACAUUCAUUUUUAAAUACGUUUGGUUGUUCUUUUCCAUAAAUACAGAUAUGUGGCCUUUUGGUUGGUAGUACUUGGUUGCAAAUUUACCUUCGCGUACUUCCUACAGGUGACUGAAUUUGUUAGGCUACUUUUUUAGAUCGAUUUUUGCUGAGAUCUGCUGCUUUGUCUUAUAAUGAUUUAUUUCGGUAAUAUUGGGCUUUAGAAUGUUCUUUUGUUGAUUUUUCAGAUUAAACCUCUGGUACAGCCAACGAACAUUAUUCUUUCUUUGAGAAAUUUACAAUAUUCGUGGCAUGAUCUUGUCUCAAAAGGUACGAAAUCGUUUCAUUUUAUUUGGGGUUGAUCAAAGGGGCCAAUAGGUGGCACUCUUUCUUAUUUUGUUGACGACGUGUAUAAUUUUGAGGUGUACUACUCUUAACUGUGAAAAUUGGAAAAUUUUCUAUAUUUAUGGGUUUGCACUUUCUGCAAGGAAAAUGAAACAUAUUCUGCAGGCAUCAUGCUUUAACAGGGUUCAUUGAUGGCAUUUCCCCUUGUUUGUUGAUCAGUGUGCAAUUCUCUCAUUACCUUUCCUUGUAAGAUGGAUAUUGGUUUUUAAUUAUUUGAAUGGCCUUGCCUUGCAUUUUUUUUUUGUUGUUGCUUCAGAGGUAUCUGUGACAAACCGUCGCGUGAUGGUAUCCAUGAUAAAUUUUCUUUUCAAGUGAAAUUUGGUCAAUAAUUAUGCUGUCUAGAGCUGAUACUGAUGACAUCUUCUAGCCAGAGUGUGUACGUAGGUGGUGCCCUUUUGGAUGGAACUGGCUCAUUGUUGUAUAUUUUUUACAGUUGGUUCAAUUAGAUGGUAUCCAUUUUUGCGGAGAUAAUUGAUGCAACUUCUUUUGAUAUUGUCUUUGGAAAUGUGUCAUCCCACUGAGAUUGGUCAAGUCGUGUUGAACUUUAUAAUUGGUAAUUGAGUUUGAUGGGGUAAAAGUUGAUCCUUCAUUAAAACCUAACGAAAAAGGGAAAAAUUAGGCUGGAUGUUUGUUGAUCUCGCUCAAAUCUGUUGGGAUAAUUUUUUAUGGGGUUCCGUGAUUUAUUCUUGGUAAAUAAGAUCCCAAAGAAGGAAUGGUAUAACCGAAAGUGCGGAAAAUAAGAGAGGACGGAAAGGGUCUGCUAGGAGUAGUAGGUGGAAGUAGAUUUCUAUUAGUGUACGUUCAGUUUUAUCCUAAUUUUUCUCAUGACAUUGGAAUUGGACAAUAAUACAUCGAGAUGCCUUUUUGUUUUGCCCGGUAAUGGCAGCCUUCUGCUGUGGGUCUUAUAGUUGUCUAUGUCCAUGAGAUAUUGAAAUGAAGUUGACCUAUUAAGCUGCUUCCGUACCUGUUGGAGUUGGAUCGCCCUAGAUUUCGAUUUUUCUAUGAUGGGAUGUUUUCCCACUCUUGAUUCUUAGAACCGUUUUAAUUUGGUCGCCUAUGUUGCUAAAGCCAGAGCAUUAGACAAUCUGAUAGUAAUGUUCGAUGAUAAUUUGGUUUCUUUUAAAAACUGAAUAAGUGUUGAUCUGAUGAAGAAUCUUGCUCGUCCUGAAGUCAAAACCAAGAGUGAUGAUUUUGUUUGCUUUUUCGAUAAAUCUCGUGUGCUGUUGGCUUGAUUUUCUUAUGACUCAUGUGCUUACUUUGUUCAGGCAAAAUAUGCUUUGCCGAGUCAAAAUAUGGAUUUAGAAAGCAGAUGUUUAGGUGAUAGUUUUCUGGAGAAAUUUAAUUUAACUUUUCUCUUGGACGUUUGUUUCAGGGAAUAAGAAUGCGUUGACACUUGCUUGUCUGUGGGCACCAGUGGUUGCUGUAAGUUUCUUAUGGAGGAACCUAGCUGAUUUAGUUUUCAGAACAUUGUGUACAUAGUUUGUUGUGGAAUAUUUGUGCCGUAAUUCAUCAUCCAUUAAUCAUUGAAUUUGUUCCACUCUAUUGUUGCUUUAGAUCUACCUCAUGGAUAUCCACAUAUUUUAUACACUCCUCUCUGCGCUUGUUGGUGGCAUUAAGGGUGCUCGUGCUCGUCUCGGGGAGGUUAGGUUCAAGAUUGCGAACACGUUUCUGAUUUCUUGCGAAAAGGUUCUCUUUUAUCGAUAGUUGGAUUUUGAUUGAUUUUUCUUGAUUGAUAAAUGUAGAUUAGGUCAAAUGAGAUGCUCCACAAACGUUUUGAGAGCUUCCCAGAGGCAUUUACUAAAAAUCUCGUGUGUCCUCAGAUGAAUAGGUGCUUCUCUCAGUCAGUUGUUUGCAGAACGUGAUCUUUAACCGAAGUUUUAUCAAUUUCUGACAACUUUGUUUCUUUUCAUUUCUAGGACGACUUCGAAUAGGCACGCUCCUCAGGUAAAAGUUGGUUUCCUAUAUUUGACUCUUUUGGCCCUUAUUGGCUUUCUUAACUUUGUCCUGAUAAUUUGCACGAGGCCCACGUUAUGGGAACCUUUGGUCUCCAUCUUUCCCUGUUUAUUUCAACUCCAAGUGAUGGGUCCGCUGGGAAGUUAACUUCCUUUUUUGUGAAUUCCUAGGGAUGGUAGUGAGACAGAAUUGUUAGCGGGGUGAUAUUCACUUGCGUUGGAAUAAUAUCCCCGCAUAAGGUGGUGAUCAUUAAAACUUAUUGCUGGGAGUCCGUUUGGGGGGGGGGGGGGGGGUUCAUUAACGGGGUAAUCCUUGGUAUUAAUUUUCGGCAGUGGAAUCUCCUGAUUUCGAGUAAUAUUUUGCAUACAUUGACGUCAAUAUUGGAAUUGGGUGACCUUAUGUUAUUCCCAACCACGAUUCGACAUGGACAUUACUUUGAGAUUUCUUUAUAUCUGCAUGCUUUAGUGGGUCACAACAAUAAUUUAUCCUAUAAAUGCAAUCCCUGUAGAUUACUGGCACGAGUGCAUUAAUAGAAACACAUUGACAUAGUUUCUUUAAAUUGUUGACUUUCUUGAAGGUUCUCUAUCUUUUGUUUAGUCAUUAUUCAUUAAGUUCGAUUUAUUUAUUAGUAAUGAUUCUUCUGAUUUUAUACAAUGGUGUAAGAAAGUUUUGGUGAUGUGUGAUCGUACUCUUUAGGGACAUGAGGAGUCUAAGAAGAUUCAUGCUGCUACGUUUGCUCCAUUUUGGAAUGAGAUCAUUAAAAGCUUGAGAGAAGAGGACUACAUCAGUAAUCGGUAUACAUGUCUAAAAUUAUGUAUGUCGUCGGUGCUUUAAUGGUGUUGUCCUUCAAUUUGUUGUAUUUCUUCUUUCUCAUUGAACAUUCAGGGAGAUGGACUUGCUUUCUAUGCCCAGCAAUUCUGGGAGCUUGAGAUUGGUUCAGUGGCCUUUGUUUCUUCUGAGUAGUAAGGUCAGUCUUCCUGGCACUCGACUUUACGCGGAACAACAAUGCCUUCUUGUUUCUGUAACCAUUCCUUUUAUUUUUUCUAGAUAUUCUUGGCGGUGGACUUGGCUUUUGACUGCAAGGAUACUCAAGCAGAUCUCUGGAAUCGAAUAUCUAAGGAUGAAUAUAUGGCAUAUGCUGUUAAGGAGUGCUAUUAUAGUGUUGAAAGAAUUUUACUCUCUUUACUUGACGGUGAAGGCAGACUCUGGUAGGCAUAUGUAGUUAUUCAAGUUUCUGUUUUGAAUAUCAGUUGUUUUCUUUCUAGUAAACGUUUAGUCAUUUUUGAGGUGAAUUAUUGUAGGGUUGAGAAGCUCUUUCGUGAACUUAAUAGCAGUAUUGCAGAGGGUUCACUGGUGGUCACUGUGAACCUUAAAAAACUACAGGCAUUGUUGUCACGGCUUAUUGGUUUGACUGGUCUUCUUGUAAGUCAUCGGGUUAUAUUGUAGUUUUAUUGAUAUCCAGGCAUAUUCAUUUUCAUUUACCAUUUAAAUCUCGCCAAAAUUUGCUUGUUACUGUUCAUGCGUUUUAUUUUGAGAAAAAUAAAUCACUAUGCGUUUCGAUGUGUUUUAAAUGUAGAAUUGUGGAGAAUGUGUUUUGCCUUCUUACUUGAAAGAUUGUUUCAUUUGAACAUUGUAAGGCACCUAAAAAAUUUCUUCUGUCAUCAGAUUUUUCCUGUAGAGUUCGAUAUAUGGAUGUUUCUCAGAUAUUCAUUUCCGCACAUGGUCAUUUCCUGAUGAUUCUUAAUUUUCUUUUUUUCAUGCCCUGUUCUACUUUGUAUGCAUACGCAAUUCGUGGUAUCUUGUUUUUGUUGGUACAAUGAGAAUGAAGACUAUAAUUAUCUCUUGCUUGUCAUCUCUCGAUUAUUGCACACUCAGAAAAAAACCAUGACUGCUUUCAUGAAUAUGAGAGAUAAAACAUAUGCAUUGUUCAUGCAAGCAGCCAAAUGGGGUACAUGAAUUUUUCGCAAAUAAUUCAAAGCUUUUUGGUUGCUUAUAAUAGUUAUUUUUAAACUGACAGUGAGCCCAUUUUUGUAACUCAAUAAACUUUGCAUUUAUCUCGAUUAACCUCGGUACUGACGAUGAUAAUGAAUGGUCUAAAAUGCAGUGAAAGAAUAAGAGAUCUUUGGAUGAAGUAGCCUAAGGGGGGGACGUUAAGUUAGAUAAUUAUCUAGUGUUUUAAAAUCUGUGCUGGGGAGAUGUUUGGCAUAGGUGCUUGUUUUCAGCAAACCAAAAUAGAGUGACAAUAUUGAUACUGGUAUUUGGGAUAAUGGUGGCUCCAUAUUAUCAGGGUGAACUUUUUUUGCUGACUUUAGCCACAACAAAGGGCCCGUAACUAAUGACAAAGUCUAGUUUGAACUGGCCUUAUCUCGGAUUUAUCAUCCCAUUACAGCAUUUACUUGGAAAGUUAUCCUCAAUGGUUGGUUACAUGGGAGGGUUGAUUUAAAUAUGGGUCAUAUUGGUGAAAAUUCCCUUUAUCUAUGAUUGGAUCAGGGAAUGUACAUCAUUUUUCAUUCAUUCUGAGGGUUGAUUUUUUUUAAUUUAUUUCCUCGCACAUGUUGUCUUAUACUUCAUAACAGCACUCAUUUCCUAUAGUAAAUGUGGUUAUUUUUUCCGCCUUUUAGACCAUAUCUCUCCAGUUUUCUUCACUCAUGGAUAUAUAUUAUGAUGUCACGGGCCAUUCUAAUUCUGAUUUUUUUAUUUUAUUGGGGUAAAUUUGCUGCCGUAUUAUUCCGUCUGUUCGUGUCGUUGGCGUGCUGAUUUGUUUCUGGACCUAGUUUAAUUGAUCAAGUUUCUUGGCUGCCUAACUUCUAUUUUUUCCAUGUUGUUUUAUAAUAUGUUUUAGUGUUAAUUUAAUCAUGAAACAAAUUAAUUCGGUCUGCAGGUCAGAAAUGAAUCUCCUGAUCUUGCUAGAGGUGUACCAAAGGCAGUGUUUGAUCUGUACGAUGUUAUUACUCAUGAACUGCUAACAGCCAACUUGAGGUCAAUUCUUAUUUUCUUUCUGAUUAAGUUAUGACCGAUCAAGUGGUCUCUUGCUUGCCAUAUGGUGCUCUUUUCUCGUAUAAAUAGAUCCUUUUCUUUUCUUUUUUUUGUUGGGUGAAAGGGAGCAAUUCGAUUCAUGGAACAUUUUAGCGAAAGCAAGAAAUGAAGGCCGACUUUUUUCAAGGAUAGAGUGGCCGAAGGAUCCAGAAAUUGUGUGUCUUCUAACCCUUUCUAAAAAUGUGUGUUCUUUAAAUCAUGAGUUGGCCAUAAAAUUUUAGCUUGAUUUAAUUGCAGAAGGAAUUGGUGAAACGCUUGCACUUGCUUUUGACUGUAAAAGAAUCUGCUGCCAAUAUCCCUAAAAAUUUAGAAGCAAGAAGAAGAUUGGAGUUCUUCAGCAAUUCUCUAUUUAUGAAUAUGCCUUCUGCAAAGCCAGUUGCUGAAAUGAUCCCUUUCAGGUUAAUCUGUGUUCUUUUUGGAUAUGUUUAUCUUUUUUAUGACACAUCUUUGAUAUACUUUUCCUUUGCAGCGUAUUUACUCCUUACUACAGUGAGACUGUAUUGUACAGUUCCAGUGAGCUACGGGUUGAAAAUGAGGAUGGAAUCUCAAUUCUUUUCUAUCUUCAGAAAAUUUUCCCUGGUAUUGAUGAUUGUUAUUUUAUUUUUCCUUGGGGAUUUUUCCCCUGGCAAUUUUCUGGCAGCAUGCACCUUUUUGCUUUGGUAGCGUCUUCUUUAUGAUUCUUUUUUAUGCUUCAUUCUUCUCUUUUCACCCUCACAACUUCCUUUGAUGUGAUACGUAUUCAUCAGCAUCAUAAGUAUUGUGCCAUUGUAUUUAUUUCUGUGCAGUUAUUUUGAUACAGCUAAUGGACUGAUCUUUUGGUUCGUUUGACUUAAACUAACUGACUGUUCUUUAGGUUCAAUUGGCUGCUCUGAUCUGAUCUGCCUGCCAUUAGAAUAAUGAACUCUGAGUUAAUUUGUGUAAAGUCACUGCUUUCAAGAUGACAAGUUCAGAAAGGAACGGCAUUCUGGGACAGAAUGCCGUUAUAUGAUGAACAAUAGUUGAGAAAGGGAUGGUAUAUAUUUGUUCCUAAAAGCUGAAUGAUGUCGUGUGGUCUGGCUUUGCUGAAAAAAGAACUGGGUGUUAAAGUUAUUUUAGACGAAUAAUUACAAAUAUCUGGGUUAACCUGGGAAAGUUUAGUGCACGCGAAUCUUGUUAGUUGGUCGAUUUGAUUGAGGUUUAAACACGAGAAUGUGCUAAAUUGUAUUUAAAUAAAGAAUAUUUCGGAAAAUACUCCUUGAGACUUACUAGACAUUUUUUUGGCUAAAAUUUUAUAAAAAAAAAUUUAUUUUCCCCUUUUCAUGUCAAGUGAAAUGUUGGGAAGCCCUUCAGAAUGGAACAUGUGUAGGGAAAUUUUGCUUUGUAAUAGCGCUGAAAAGUCAAAACGCUAUGCAUUUUAAUGGUGGUUGGUGACUCUGUAUCCUUGAAGAUUAGGUGAGAUAUGUGCAUAUAAUAGGAACUCGUAAGGGUCCUAAAUUCUGGGCUGAAGUGGGUGCGAUUUUUUGAGCGAUGUGACUUGCGCCAUGCGAUUUUGGCACGAGUUGACCAUACUGGGAAAUGUAGUUUAGGUUGCAUCUUGUGUUAUGGAGCAUACGUCAGCCAAUUCAGCUAUUUCUUCUCUAUAUGAAACUUACAGAUCCUAAACUCUAUUUGACUUCUGUGAGUCACAUGGAUUUGCCAUCAUUCUCGUGCAAUUUUUCUGGUCAUUCAUUUGAGGUCAAUACAGGGCCUUCUUCUGAUUUUUCAGGUAAGUUCGCUUAGUGAUAAACACCUUUGGGAAUUGCAAGAUUCUUGGUAGCACUCAAAUAGGUAUCCUUGUAAGCGAAUGCAUUCCAAUUUACUAGUGCAAGGGGAUUAUUGUGAUCAAACUGGAUCACGCUACAUACAUACAAGCCAAUACUUUAUAGGGUUUAAUUAUUGAUAGUGGAAUUGUUCGAAAUAGUGUAAUUGUUAAUCUUCAAGAAGAUAUCAUGGGUGCCAAUACCUACCGGAGAAAACUUAAUGUGGUCCAAUCGAAAUUUUCUAGUCUCUGUGGAACAUAUAUAUAUAUAUAUAUAUAUAUAUAUGGAAUUUAAAGACUAACUCAAUUACCACUUACGGCCACUGGCUUCCUUCCACUGUCGCGUGCCUCAGUUGUUGUCCAGUUCUGCUGUUUUCAUGGCAAAGCACUUGCACUUUCUGCCCAAAAAGAAGGUUGAGGUUGGAGUGACAAAUAUUAUUUUUACUUAGUUUUUCUACAUAAGUAAUUGUUUAUAUUUUACAAAUUAUAUUUGCACCUAUUUUUCUAUCGAAUCCCUCAUUCCCCUUUGAUGUCCAAUUAAUUGACUGGAGUUGUCCAAUCUGGUUUUCAAAUCUAUCAUGAACCCUGUGCAGCCAUUAAACCACAUUGUACAUACAUUUUACAAAAAUAAGCACCGUCUGAAGAAUGGAAGUCAUGUGGCUAGUGGAUGAUACAUUUAUUAUGAAUUCAGUCUGCUGUGUGGUCUGCAGAACGAUGUUUCCUUUUUAAGGUUUUCUUUACAUUGUGAGUUGGAUUCCCCUCAGAUGAAUGGGAAAACUUUUUGGAAAGAACUGGUCGUGAUGCAUCAAGCGCGGAGUCUCUUCAGACAAGCUUAGGGGACAGCUUAGAGUUGCGGUUUUGGGUAUCUUACCGUGGGCAAACCCUUGCAAGAACAGGUAAAAAAAUUAUAAAUGAUUACAGAUUCUUCUACCGAGUGAACUUGAAUCAUGACUAUGACCAGUAAAGUGGAUCAAAUAGUCGUAAACCAUUUUGUUUGAUGUGACUAUCAUCAAGUCUUUUCAUAUAUAUAUUUUUUUGAUAUUAUUGCUUUUUGACUGCAGUGCGUGGUAUGAUGUACUACCGAAGAGCCUUGAUUCUUCAAAGUUACUUGGAAAAGAGAUCUGUAGGAGGUUUAUUAUUUGAUCUUCCCUUCUUCUUGUGCUAGGCUUAGCAUUGUAACAGGACUAUCGUGUUCAGGCUUGAAGUGUUCGUGCAGGGAUUGAAGAUGGCUAUUCAGGAUCUGACUACAUUAAUAUAGAGGGAUAUGAGCAGUCCCUUGAAUGUCGUGCACAGGCAGAUCUGAAAUUCACAUAUGUUGUCUCAUGCCAAAUUUAUGGGCAACAGAAAGAGAAAAAGGCUCCAGAGGCGGCUGAUAUUUCUCUUCUGAUGCAGAGGUUAUUGAUAUUCUUCAUGAAUUAUUAUGCUCAGCAUUUAGUUAGUAGCUUAUUGAAGCGUUACCGUUCCUGUUGGGCUGCCAAAGUCAAUUCUUUCAAUCCUGAAAAUGGAUUUAGGGCACAUUUUUCGAAGAUAAUUCAAGAAUGCUCAUCUGUUCUACAUGUUUGCUAUAUGCGUCCCGUGCAUAUUAAUUAUAUGUUUUUUCUUUGUUUUGUUAUCAGAAAUGAGGCUCUCCGCGUUGCCUUUAUACACUCUGAAGUAAGGGAUUCACCUGAUGGUAAGAUUAUGGAAUUCUAUUCAAAGCUCGUGAAAGCUGAUGUAAACGGAAAGGAUCAGGUGAAUUCCCUUUGUUGUGCUAGAUGGUUCUUUAUUCUUUACUUUGGAUGCGCUCCAUUGAUUUUCUUCGGUUGUUUUUUUGGUUUUCAAUUUUCUAUUAUAUUUUUCAAGCGAUUGCCGCUUCUUCUUUACUACAAAAGAAACGAAAAAAUUGUUGAUAAAUGAAAAUAGAGUACAUUCACAAGCACUCUCAUGACAUAAGUAUCUAGAUCAUGAUUCUAUGUAUCAUUUCAUUUUUGAUUUAGGGUAAACGUCUGCAUGUUGUUGUAUAUUUUUGUAUCUACAGUGAAAGGGGGUUGCAUAACGGCCUUCAGUUUUUUCCUGAGAAGCUGCUAAUUCCCGGCAUUUUCUGUCCAUAAUGUUUCGAGUAUAUGUUCAUGGAAAAAGGCUUCUGCCAAGUUAAUAAUGCAAAUUAGACUGUAUAUGCUGGUUCGUAUUCCUCACAAAAUAGAGGUACUCUUUACAUAAUGAUCAUGGUCGUUCUCUCAUGACUUCUCUUUUUUCGUAUAACUCGUGAAAAUUAGAGGAACAGACAUGUGGGAAGACUUGUGAAACGGUGAAAUGAACAUUUGUGUACAGGGUAGGCCAGAGAAAGGGAUGAGUAAUUAUGGAGAUCCAUCUGAGCUCCUGCAAAAAUUUGGAAUGUUCCUUGGCUUCAUGAAAGCUGAAAAAUGUAGACCUUUCUUCUUGAUAAUAGUUUCUGUGUGGCAAACAAGGAUGCUUACUCUUAGUAACAAUGUUUGUGUCAUUUAGAUCACAGUAUUAUGGUAAAUUUCGCUGACUUGCUGUCUCAUGUGCUCUGUUUCUUGAAGCCUGGUACACGGGUUUUCUUUUUAUUACAUUGCCUUAUUUGUUUGGGUAUUUGCUUGCACUGGUUCCAUGCUCCUUCAGCAGGUUCAUCAAGCAUGAUAGAGAAAUCAAAAUUCACUUGUGGUGAACAAAAUAUGCAUCAGUCGGAAUAAAUCUCUUAUAUAUUUACUUAAGAAAAGAUGAGUGCUGAAAAUUUACAGCUUCAUAAAAUAAUUUCAUUUUUUAUUGGUGUUGAAGACUCUUGAAGAUUUUUUUAGAAACCAUUUAUUUUUUCAGAUACUAACGUUGGUGUUUCACUGUGUCUUUAUAAUAAUAGUAGCUUUUCUUGUGGUAGGAAGUAUAUUCCAUCAAGCUGCCUGGUGAUCCCAAACUAGGAGAAGGGAAGCCUGAAAAUCAAAAUCAUGCUAUAAUUUUUACUCGUGGUGAUGCCAUUCAAACUAUUGACAUGAAUCAGGUCAUUGCUCCUAACUUCCUAAUUUUGAUAAGUUGUUUGAAAUUUUAUUAUAAAUUUUUUAAUUAUUGUUAUUUUUGGCUGUGAAAUGUAAUAUGGUUGCAUCUCUUGACUUUUUUUAAAGUGAAUUUUUCGCCUCAGUGAACUAGGCUAUGCUGCUCAUCAUACUUAUCUAUCCUUGGUGUUUAUUUAUGUAAGGUGUCAGGUUGUUUUGUCUGAAUUUCUUGGGACAAAUGGGUCGGACUUGGGGGAGAAUUUAUGGGAUCACUUUGCUAGGUCUUUACUCCAGCCUGUAAUCAGUUGUCUUCGAAAUUAUGUGAUGAACUGAAGGGUCUUUCUCACAAACGGGUUUAUGAAUGGAAUGAGGGAAAGAUAAAGAUAAAUAUGGUUUCCAGACUAGAUCUUGUCGGAUAGAAGAAGGGACUUCUGGUGCACUUCAUGGCCAUCAUAUUCUAACUAGAAUGAUGGAAAACUUCUGUGAGAGAAGCAAAUUAGCUGCAAGAUGACAGUAACAGGUUGAAUGUGAUCAACUGAAGGGCCAAAAGGGAAAGAGGAAGUAUUCUAGAGUACAAAAUCAAUUCAUGAGAAAGUAUAUUAGAAUCCAGAUCCUGGCCUCUCUUGGAUAAAGAGGAGAAAUGAAUUACACAAACUGCGAACGAAACUUCUCAAAGAUACAAAGAACAAAAUCUUCGAGCGUAUCUCUCUUCGUAAUAAUUCGUCAAGCGUGGUUAUAUACGUCUCAUCAUUACUAAAAUUAAGUGUUUGAGCCUACACUCUACAAUUUAUUCCAUGAAGGGGGGAUAAAGUCUAUCAGUUGGGUAAAAAUUUGUCUUCGUGGAUGGAUGCGGAUUGCCAUUCCUAUACUCUAAUAAUGAUGAAAAUCGCUAUUUUCUGAAUUAAAGAAUCGAUCGUUACGCUUGUGGCAUUCUUUCUCUAUCCUUAUUGAGCAGGAUAACUAUCUUGAGGAGGCAAUGAAAAUGAGAAAUCUUCUUGAGGAAUUUCGACAAGAUCAUGGUCUUCGUCCUGCAACUAUCCUUGGUGUUCGAGAACACGUCUUUACUGGAAGGUUUAAUCCCUGGGUUUUAAGUUGAUCUGACCGCAAGUUAUAUUUCAAGCUCUAUGUGAUGUUCUCUCUUCCUUCAUUUAUUUCAGUGUGUCAUCAUUAGCAUGGUUUAUGUCAAAUCAGGAGACUAGCUUUGUCACCUUGGGCCAACGAGUAUUAGCAGAUCCCCUCAAGUGAGUAUUUAAUUUUUUGAAAGCUAUUUGAUUGUCAUGCGUUUUUCUUUCAUUUAUCCCAUUUAGGAAACAGAAAGAUGUCUGACCGUGCGUGUAUGUUUUGUGUAUGUAUGAAUGUACACGGGGUGGGAGCGCGAUUAGUGUCAGAACACGGCUCUUGUAAUGCUGUUAGAAUGAUUUUACGCAUCAAGUACUGGAUUGAAUGCGAAGUAUUGGUGGGCCUACAUUCCAGGACUGGUGUGAAGAAGAGUUGAGAUUUACCUAAUCUGUGCCUGCUUGCCCGGAGGAUUGAUGGAAUGGAGUGGAUUAAUUUCUUUUGUCGUAUUGCAACAUGGGCGUAGGAAUGUGGAAAAUUAGUAAUCGUAUAACUUAGUAGGGACAGAUCGAGUGUUAUCUCAAUGAUUUUCAAUAUCAUUGUUGCCAGCGGGCCUUAUCCCAUCGAUCUCUGUGCGGUUAGGAUUUGGAGGAAGUCCUAAUUGCUACACCGGGGUUUUGACGAACCAGAGCGAUGGCUGAUCCAUCAGCCCCUGAGUUCAGUUAAAUGCAAUUGGCUGCUUUUAUUUGCGGGUCAAAACUCAUGCUUGAUAGGUCACAACACAUUUUGUCUGUCUAGGCUGCUUAUAAUGAUGCUUUCUUCAUGGGAACAAAAAAAAUGCAGUUCUUUGAGAGUAUCUCUCCUUAUCACUUGCAAAAACAUUGCAAAAUUGGUCCAGAUAGUCAACUUUUUGUUGCUGGAUUAGAAGAUAUUAGACAUGAUUAAUUGAAGAAAAUGAUUUCAAACCUAUGUGCAUAUUCUCUAUUGAGAAAUUCUCUCGUUCCUUCAGGUUCCUAUGGGGCACUAUUAUCUACCUUAGAGAAGGAGAUGAAUGAUAGAAACCAAGAAAGGAAACGUCGGGAUCUAUAUUGUUGAUUCUUUUGGAUGACGCUUGAAUUGAUAAACCCUCUUCAGUUUAGAACUCUGCUGAAUAGAUUUCCGUCGGGCUUUAUGUCAUGGUUGUUCAUUUAGUAAUUACGGGGGUGGUAUGUUCUUUUCUUGGUGCUUAGCACUCUAAGUUUGCUAAUAUUUCUCCAUAUUGCUUAUCUGAUCCUUUGUUCAUAUGUUGCAUUCAUUAAUUCAUUCUAUUAACUAUUCCGACUUGUGACAAUUUAUACCUUUAAUGAACUAAGAUUUUUUAUUUUCAAAGGGUUCGUAUGCACUAUGGGCACCCAGAUGUUUUCGACCGAAUAUUUCACCUAUCAAGAGGUGGUGUAAGCAAAGCAUCACGUGUAAUCAAUAUUAGUGAAGAUAUAUACGCAGGUAUCGUCAUCAGAUCUAGUGACUCCCGUAAAUUCUAUUUGAUCACAGUUACUGUCAUAUUUCCUUUUUCCAUUACGUAGGUCUUUAUGAUAUUCUCUCUAUCGGAGAGUUUUUUUUUUAUUAGCUCUUAUAUUUGAUAUGGGAGCUGUAAGCGAAUAGAAUUAGUACUUGUGUCAAGGCAUUGCAGGAUUCACAAGAGAAGUUGUUUGAAAUGAUCAGUACUUGAUUGACUAAUUUUAAUUGGAAUAAGUCAUCUAAAGGAGUACUGAUGAACUCUGAUUGAUCCAAUCUUGCAUCCGACAUAAAAAAAAACGUUUUGAGUAAAAUAACCCGUUCAUCAGCAAUAAAUGGAUGUAAAUCACAACAUCGAAAUACUGACAUCUGUCACAUAUGGACAUGAUAGAUGGGAGAAUCAUCCAUUUAUAUGCUACUGCAAUUUUAGCAGACUAUCCACUUAUCUAUGCCCCAACGAAAUCUGUCUCUCUCAGGUUCUCCAAUUUAUCUUUCAUUUUGAUGCUGAGCAGUAUUUUAUGUUCUAUUCCAACUACAUAUUUAUUCCUACUUAUGUAGCAUGGUACACGACAUUAGCACCGGCGGAUACUUUUUGUUUUUGAGAGGCAGCAAUCCGAUUCAUCUUGAAAUCUAAAAACAUAGAAGCAUAGAAUAAGAGUUGGAUGAAAAUCAGUUUUGCAGAAUGUGCUGAAUGAUGAAGGCUUGUGAAAAUCCCACGUUGAAGUGAUGAAUGACAACUAUGUUCAUGACUCUGAGUAAUAGAAGCCAUCUAUAAGAUUAGUCACAUACUAUCCAACCUUGAAGUGAUGAGUGGGAACUUGUUCAUGACAUAAUAUCUCCUAACAUUAAGGAAAAAUGUGUUUUGCCAUUUGUCCUAUAUCCUCUCUUUACUACGCUUGGGAUUUCUGACCAAAAAAGUCCUGGGCAUCUUGAUAGGAGGGGCUCGAUGGAAGAGCCUCAAAGGGUGAAUUAAACACCUCUACAAAAGGUCUUUGAUCUAUAUUUUCUCUUUCCUGCGCUGAUAUUCUCAGUUUCCCGAGGUAGAGAGUAUUUAGUCUCUCUCGUAUGCUUUACCAGAUUGAGGGUCAGGAAAUCAUGAAGCGUAGCAGAAAUAAGGCACCCAUUCAAUUCGUCUACAUCUUGCUUUUACUUAAGCUGUAGUUAGUUUGUUCCUGAACUUUCAACCUACUUGAAUCCACUUUAACGAUCGACCAACUAACAAAGUGCUGUUAAUUGAAUUAUUUGUCUCUUCACUCAGUGCCCUAUCAUUUUCUUUAAUAUAUCUGCCGUCAUCCCUUUUCUGUCUUGUCUCUCCUCUGUGUAUUGUUCUGGACCAAGGUUUUUCUUAAAAUCAUCUUUGCAUGUAGUUCUUGUAUGCACAUGAGACGUCGUGGCUGAAUAAACCUUGCUCUUGCCUUAAGACCGGGAGCCUCAUUCUCCCAUUUUCUUAUUUGACUGAUCACCAGAAACAUUACGCCCAGAUUACUCAUCAUUUUUUUGUACAACGUUUUUGACUCUUUGGAGAAUCUUGUCAUGCUCAAGGUUGUCAUAGAGAUGCGUUGUCAUCACCUUAAGGCACUGAGAUCAUUGUCUUUUUUUUUUUUGAAUGAUUAUGCACAACAUUAAUAAAAGGAAGGACAUUAAUACUUCAGGUUUUGCCCAUUUCACACGCAGCUGUGUUAUCAUUAGAAUAUAUUCUAGAAGAUAUGGCUAUGAUUGUUGUGCCUAUUUAAAUGUCUCCAAUCUCAUCAUAAAGGGCAAAUGAGACGGCUUUCUACGCCAAUGGGAUGAAUCAGCAGUUAGGUAUCGGUAAACUGAUCGGCUAGAGAGAAAAUGCGCAUCCUAAAGUAAAUUAUGAUACAUUGAUUAAGGAGGCGUCAUAUUAAGAUCUAAAUAUUCGCUGUGGGAUCUUCAUCUAUAUGACUUUCUCAGUAAUAAUGUAUGAUUUUAUGAUAUUAAAACGUGUCUAAACAGGUUCCAUCGCACUCUCAUGGAAACUUCCCAGACUGUGGAGACCAACUAUAUCACUGCCUGUUUCUUCCUUAGUCCUACACUUUCUGUAUCUGAAAUUUCCAUUUCAGGAUUGUGUUUUAUUUAUUAAAAACAUCUGAGACGUUGAUUCAAUUCAUUCAUUUGUCACUUUUCUGCCUUAUUUUUAUUCUGUAAAUGCCAAAAAUUCUUGGGGGAGCCUAUAUCCUGUUGUUGAGUGUGCAAUAUCUGUGAUCCAAGAAUUUCAUGGUCAGUUAUAUGAAUAUUUUCCUGCUUUUGUUUGGGAAAGAGAACAGUUACCUGGAAAUUCCGUUCUUCGUCCAUAUGAAGGCAAAAGUAGAUAAAAGUGUGGAUAACAAGGUGAUCUUCUUGGCAAAGAAGAUGAAGCCUGUUAUAUAUUGCCUAGACUGCCACCCCUGUAUGGUUGUUUCUGUGAUGCGGAGGUAGGGUAGUGACUACUUGAGAGGAAAGGUUUACAUAUGGGCUCUUCUUUGCUAGUAAGAAAAGAAAAGAAAAGAAAAGAAAAGAAAAAGCAGACUCCCCUUUGUGUUUACACUUAAAAGUAAAGUAAAGAAAAGAAAACUAUUUUUGAGCCAGUGUUCCUUAAGAACAGAAUCAUUGAUUUACACUUUUGAUCACGAUACGUGAACUAUUUUCAUCAAUUUUUGUGGCAGAGUAUUUCCAGCUAAAUCCUUAGCAUUCACUUCGCUGCAGAAGUAGAUUGAAAAUGAACUUUGGAGUGUCUCCAAAGGGUGUGAGCGUUUUGUUUAAUUUUUAGGAAUUCUGCAGAUCAAACCAAAAAUAACGGAAGAUCAUCGUUGAUUUUACUUAUCCCUGGUAAAUUGGACAUCAAAUCUAUCAUAGUUAAUAGUUCCUGCGAAGGGGCAUGAAAUAAUGAGGAAUUCAAUCAUUAACUUGACAUAAUUAAUCGCUCCCUCCAAAAUUUCGACCAAACCUCUUUUUUUGUAUGAAUUUGGCACAGAGUCGAAAUGUGUAAAGAUGGAAUAUAUCUUAAUGAAUAUUGUAUUAAUUUAUCUUGCAGGAUUCAAUUCAACAUUGCGGCAAGGCAACAUAACACAUCAUGAGUACAUUCAAGUAUGUGUCGUGCUUCUCAUUUUUAGAUACUUCUGAAAUUCAUCUGAGGCUUUCUGCAUUAUAUAUAAUAUUUUACCGUUGACAGGUUGGGAAAGGAAGAGAUGUGGGUUUGAAUCAAAUCGCAUUGUUUGAAGGGAAAGUGGCUGGUGGCAACGGAGAGCAAGUGUUAAGCAGAGAUGUGUACAGACUUGGACAGCUUUUUGACUUUUUUAGGAUGUUAUCGUUCUAUUUCACCACUGUUGGCUUCUAUGUUUGCACAAUGGUACGUUUCUUCUUCGCGUAGAAGUAGAUGAUGCAUAGAUUAUUAUUUUUAAUUUCGUAUAGAAUCAUCAAGGAAACAUCAUAAAAUUUGUGUCCUGCUGCAGAUGACUGUCCUCACAGUGUAUGCUUUCUUGUACGGAAGAGUGUACUUGGUGAGUUCAUGCUUACAAACUUUCCCAAUGCAGAGGGAGUUGUUGAUCGUUAUGUUGCAUGCAAUGACAUUGAUGAUUUUCCGCUGCUAUUUAUGUGGUUUUCAUUUGAAUAUUUUCUGGUUUUUUUGACUGUGUUUAAAAUUUUCAGGCGUUUUCAGGACUUGAUUCUUCUAUUUCACGACAAGCAAGAAUGUUGGGAAACACUGCACUGAAUGCUGCAUUGAAUGCUCAGUUCUUAGUUCAGAUUGGUGUGUUUACUGCUGUUCCAAUGAUAAUGGGUUUCAUAUUGGAAAAAGGGUUGAUAAAGGUCUCGGCGAAUUCAACCUGUGUUUUAUUUUAUUUUAUUUAAUGUCCUUGCCACCAGUAGAAUCAUGUCGACCCUAUAAUACUGCGGAUGUCCUUUUUAUUUUCAUUAACCCUAAUUUGGUACAUUCCCUUUUUUGAGAUCUAUAGUUUUUGGAUAGAAUUCGUGGCCAUGCCACUUUUGCGUUUGGCUUUAGCUCCAUUGGAAUGUAUGGCAUGCUUAUGUAUUUUGUGCACGAGUGGUUUUUGCCGUUUUCUGACUUAUGGUACUCCUAAUGCAGGCCGUAUUCAGCUUUGUUACCAUGCAACUCCAACUGUGUGCGGUUUUUUUCACAUUUUCCCUUGGAACCAGGACGCACUACUUUGGGAGGACUAUUCUUCAUGGUGGUGCAAAGGUAUGCCUAUUUAGUUUUCUGCUCUGGUGAAAUUUAAUAAUAAUAAUUAUUUAUUUAUUUAUUGAUCUGGAAAGUGGACGCAUUGACUUACAGUACAAGGCAACUGGUCGAGGCUUUGUCGUCCGCCAUAUAAAAUUCGCUGAAAAUUACAGGCUGUAUUCACGAAGUCAUUUUGUCAAGGCGUGAGUAUUGUUCUACACAUCAAAUAAUUUAUUGCCUCUUCUUUUGGGUUAGCAUUUUCUUUUAUUUAAAUGGAUGCAGGUUUGAAGUCGCGCUUCUACUGAUUGUUUACAUUGCGUACGGUUACACUUCUGGAGGUGCAACAUCUUUUAUACUGAUCACUAUCAGCAGCUGGUUCCUUGUCAUAUCAUGGCUAUUUGCCCCAUACAUCUUCAACCCUUCUGGCUUUGAGUGGCAGAAGUAAGAAUUUUGACGUCUUGAAAUCAUGAUUCAUCUACUUCUUUUCCAUGUUGAGUUGAUCUCUAGGCUUGGAGUUAAAACCCAAAGCCUAGAGAUGGAAAAUUCAUCUACAUCAUGAUUCUGCUCUAAUACUCGUCCCUCGUUGUUGGCAUGGUUGAUAUUACCUUUUUUUUCUUUUUUUUUUUUCUUCUGGAAUUUGCAUCUUGCCACUGGCUACAGGUUCAUUACCUGUGUAAUGUGAUUAGUGGUCCGAGAGAGGAGGUGCUGUUAUGGUGCGGGAUUUAUUUCUCCAACGCAUUUUCUUAUAUUUUGUGACACAAAAUAUUAUAAUCUUGAAUUGACAGGACUGUUGAGGACUAUGAUGACUGGGCAUCUUGGCUUCUAUAUAAAGGUGGUGUUGGAGUAAAGGGUGAAAACAGCUGGGAAUCGUGGUGGGAUGAAGAACAGGUGAAUCAUUCAUUCAACCAUUUCUUCAUAGAUAUCGUUGCCUACUAAAUUCCGUAUUUCUUGGCGGAUGAUGCCUUCAGUUUGAUCUCCUCUGAAUUGCUUUGUAACACAUAUCCAGUCAUCAUAUCAACAUGAACUUACUAGAUCAGAUGGGAUGCUAUCUAUCUUAAGCUUAGAGCCACACUGUUGAACCGUGCUUGUUUGGAUCUUGUUCUUGCAGUAUUUAUUGAGUGAAUUCUCAUUAGUCUUUACCGAAUAAGGUAUCUAUCUUAGUCAAUUCACUCAUCUAAUUCAUCAUUAGAUGGCUAAGUGGUGGUAUCUUUGGCACAAUCGCUUAGACUGCCUGCUUGAAUCUUGGAAAACGUUUUGGCAACUCAAACACCGGUCUGCGACAGUAAUAGAUCUGCUGUUGGCCAGAUGCAACGCCUCUUCGAUCGGACGAACUGGGCUGUCUGUGUGGGCCCAUUUUUUUUUUUUUUUUUUUUUUAUUAAUGCAAAGAACCAUGGUGGCCGCCAAGAUGUGUGUUCGGUCGAAUCAUUUCCCCCUAAUUAGAUGCGACAUCUUGUCCUGUUUUUUUUUUUUUUUUUUUUUCGGGUAUGAACCUCGAUGAGCUCGUUAGAUAACCACCCGUGGAACUCACUUGGGAGACUUUUUUGCGGUGGAUAUUGUGCUUUGCAGAUGCAUAUCCAGACACUGAGAGGGCGCAUACUGGAGACGAUCUUGAGUUUGAGAUUUUUCAUAUUUCAGUAUGGGAUCGUGUAUAAGCUCAACCUUACUGGAAGUAGCACCUCUCUUGCGGUAACAGCUCGCGCCUUUCAUUGGUUCCAUGGGUUCAUUGCCUAUAUACAUCUCUCUCACUAGUUCAUACUGAUAUAUGACUCUCUCUCUCUCUCUCUCUCUUUCUCUAUCUGUUGCCAGUUGUAUGGGUUCUCGUGGGUCGCUCUUUUCUGUGCGGUUUUGAUCUUCAAGGUUCGUUCUUCCUCUCCCUCUGCUGUGUGCCUCUCAGUCUUCUACGUUAUAUUUAUGGGCUCUCUCUCUCUACGCACCAUGCAGGUCUUCACCUUCAGCCCGAGGAAAUCGGCCAAUUACCAGCUGAUACUGCGGUUCAUCCAGGGGGUGAUCACCAUCGGGCUUAUCGUGGCGCUGGUCCUGGUCGUGGCGCUGACAAGGCUCUCCAUCCCUGAUCUGUUCGCAAGCAUGCUGGCCUUCAUCGCCACCGGCUGGGCCCUCCUAUCCGUAAGUCAACGUCAACGAGUCUUCACCGGAACGGCCCACUUAAAUAGUCAAAGUCUCUUUAAUCGUAAUGCGUGGUAUGGUGUGGUGUGGCAGCUGGCGAUAACAUGGAGGAAGGUGGUGAGGCGGCUGGGGCUGUGGUCGUCGGUGAGGGAGAUAGCGCGGUUGUAUGAUGCAGGGAUGGGGGUGCUGAUAUUUGCGCCGCUGGCCUUCCUCUCCUGGUUCCCCUUCGUCUCUACGUUCCAGUCAAGGCUGCUCUUCAACCAGGCCUUCAGUCGCGGCCUCGAGAUCUCCAUCAUCCUGGCGGGCAACAAGGCCAAUGUCCAGACCUAA
This is a messenger RNA of Spirodela intermedia, 35463 nucleotides long. NCBI's taxonomy places the organism in Eukaryota, Viridiplantae, Streptophyta, Magnoliopsida, Alismatales, Araceae. The record is from the annotation of a GenBank genome assembly.